This is a messenger RNA of Hyla sarda, 4881 nucleotides long. RefSeq names its product RAP2C, member of RAS oncogene family (gene RAP2C). Lineage: Eukaryota; Metazoa; Chordata; Amphibia; Anura; Hylidae. The record is from RefSeq and is a predicted model, not a curated record. Gene Ontology annotation, cellular component: plasma membrane. The coding region runs from base 458 to 1009 and encodes 183 amino acids. Gene Ontology annotation, molecular function: GTP binding; GDP binding; GTPase activity. Gene Ontology annotation, biological process: Rap protein signal transduction; negative regulation of cell migration. The transcript is spliced from 4 exons.
UUGCAACAGCUGGAGGCACCCUGCUUGGGAAACACUGACCCAUGAUAUUUCGGGGCACACCACAAUCCUCCUUCCUGCUCGCUUUGAAUCUCCCUCCCAUCCGUAGCCUUUCCAAGGCGUUCACACACAGUGCUGAAGUCACCGCCAUGUGACCUGUGACGUCAGCUCCUUCUAGAGGAUAGGAACCAGCCGCUACCCUUCCACAUCCGCUGGAGCCCUGGUUUGUACUUCCGGAGCUCCGGAGGAUCCGGGACCCACCCUGAGCGCAGGAGAGUAAGCUGCUCCCCCCCCCUCUCCUGUUGCUACUUGACUGAACCCCAUACCGUCUGACAGAUCACCUCCAGAAGACACUUUAUGGUACAAGAGGAUAUGACCACGUUUAAUCUCCAUCCUGCACACUAGCACCCUCCUAACUCCGUUGUGACGUAGUGUGUGAGCGGUUUGCCUUGCUGGGCCCAUGAGGGAAUAUAAAGUGGUGGUGUUGGGCAGCGGAGGGGUUGGAAAAUCGGCCCUGACUGUACAGUUUGUGACGGGCACCUUCAUUGAGAAGUAUGACCCCACCAUUGAGGAUUUCUACCGCAAAGAGAUCGAAGUGGACUCUUCACCGUCUGUGUUGGAGAUCCUGGACACAGCUGGCACAGAGCAGUUUGCCUCCAUGAGGGAUUUGUACAUUAAGAAUGGGCAGGGCUUCAUCUUGGUGUAUAGCUUGGUGAAUCAGCAGUCAUUCCAGGAUAUAAAGCCGAUGCGGGACCAGAUAGUCAGAGUCAAGAGAUACGAAAAAGUCCCUCUUAUUUUAGUCGGGAACAAGGUUGACCUGGAAUCUGAGCGAGAAGUUAUGUCUACAGAAGGCCGCUCUCUGGCUCAAGAGUGGGGCUGUCCAUUUAUGGAGACAUCCGCCAAGAGCAAGACAAUGGUGGACGAACUGUUUGCUGAGAUCGUCAGGCAGAUGAACUAUGCCUCUUUGCCUGAGAAACAGGAUCAGUGUUGUACAACGUGCACUGUUCAAUGAGAAGCUCAGAGGGACCUCACACAUGGCCAUAAGGAGCAGAUAACUCAGAGGAAAUUUGCACAGCUUCGGCUUUGAAGACUUUACAGCCCAGGUUGCAGUUCUGAGCCUUGAUAACCCUGUCUGCACAACAGCACAUUUGCCAUACCAGUCAUGGAGCGCUCAGAGAUGGCGUGCAGCUCGCACGCUCACUCGCCAUCAGCAGCUGUGCUUAGCACGUUUACUAUAAGUUAAAAGAAAAACUACUUCUUUUCCUUUUCUAGUCUCCUAAGUUCCUAUUAACAGCUAAUAUGCAACAGUUCAGUCAUGUUUUUAUUUUUUUUUAAUUGGUAUAGUUAAUCCUUUUCUGCAACUUUGUAUUUAUUAAAAAACUCAGUAUUACCUACUUAAUGCCUUUUUUAAAAAGAUGGUUUUAACAGAGGAUAACUUUGAGCCUUAACGUGAAUGGUUAAUGUUACCUCGAGUCUGCUUUUCACCCCUUCAGUGCCAGCGGACCGGCAGUGGCAUAAGCCAUUUGUUGCCAGCCCCUCUUGCAUUGAAGGUGUUCAUACACUUGAUUUUUUAUUUCCUGACAUUGGGUUGUAUAUGCUUUUUGAGAUUAUGUUUACGACUUUCACGGUAUCAAGUGAAGCUGCUUGAAAUGACAUUGGAGAUGACCUUUCAGGGUAUUUGUUUAAUUUUUUAAUAAAUGCCUAUUGGAUCGUGUGUGUGUUAGAAGCCAAGAAAAUGGAUGAACAAAGCCCUUACUGUAGCCUCUUGGUUGUAUCAUCAGAUGGUUUUAACAAAAAGUGGUUGGCGCCUCCUAAAAUAGCUGCCAAAUGCCAUGUGUCAAAAAUACUUACCUGAGGGAUGUGGGCUUGUGCGGGUCCGGUGUGGAAACCCAGUGGUUAGGACUCAAAUGUAUCCUAUUUUUGUUUUCCCCAAAUCCAUUUUUAUAAUUAAUAAUGAUUUAGUAUUGGGUUAUUAACCUCUUGUGUGUCUCUAAUAUUACCCAGCUUCAGGCAUCUUUUUUUCUACUGUCUUCCCACCUGUGCACAUACAAAUCUAAUACAAAUAAAAUGAUUUUAUGUUUUCUAGUUCAUUAUAGUUGUGUUUUUGAAUACACUUAAUUUUUUUUUUUUACUCGCAUCUGUUUCUUUCUGCUGUUGUUUUUUUGUUUUUUUCACACACUCCUGACCCAAGUUACACACAGUGUAAACUGGUCAUAAUUUACCCCAGAGAUUAGCCAAAUGUGCUUUAUACAGCCAAAGCCUUUCAUGGUGUUUAUACCUGAUUAUUUAGUUUUUUCUUUGCAUGCUUUUUUUUUUUUUUUUUAAAUAAAUGUCAGACUACUUGAACAUGAAACCUCCAAUUGACGUUAGAAACUUUUCAUUUUAAUUUUGUCCUUGAUUAUGUAGCGGUUACUUGAGGUUGUUGUUGUUUUUUCCUCUCAUUCUGUAUAAUCCAGCCAAUUUAGAUUUUAUUUUUUUUUCCAAAACGGUUAAUUGCCAUAGAAGAGCUAACCUAGCUUGUUGGUGAAUAAUAAAGCAAGGGUACUGCACAGCUUAACCUUUGUUGACAUUAGUGUCAUGGCUUCCAAAAAAAACGACAAUGAUUUUGAAUCCGUUUUUUUAAUAAACACAGUCCUGAUAGAUCCAGUUGAUUUAAAUGGGGUCCUUUUGGGGGUUCUGGUAUUUUUUCAUGGCAAGUAUAAUGUUAGACUGGAAAAGGGCCUUAUCCUGAGACUUCACAUGUGUUAACUACAGUUCUUGUACCCCCAUAUAAGGCACUGACAGCAAUAUUGGAUCCCCUGUAAUAUGGACACACAAAAAAAUGCAGCUGUGAUAUGUGCGGACCCUACAAUGAACAUUACUGUCUGUUGCCUUCAUUUUUAAUAUAACACAGAAAAUGUAUUUGUACUUGCAGAGGGCAUUGGCUUACAUUAGCAUUACAUACUGUUCAAUUAGUUUAUAAAUCAUGCAUUAGAUUACCUUUUUUUUUUUAUAACUUUUUUCACUGUAAAAGAACAUUACUGCUACAAAAACUGGUAUUCACGAGUUUAGAAGUGUUCAGAUUUUCCCAUUUUAUUAGAAUACAUUUUUUUUUUUAUAACCAGACAGACAUGCUGAGUGAGGAGCUCUUAUUGUAAUCUAUGACCAUAUUUUUUUUUUUUUUGUCGAACAAAAACGGUACAUAAUUAAUGCCUCUCCAAAAGUUGCUAAAAGCCAGGUUUUGGUACUUAUCCAUUACCUAAAAUUGUGUUGCAAUAUAGGUUCUCAACCAGUGUAGUGUUCGCUUUCCUGUCACGUUUUGGUCUUUAUUGGAGGUUUGUGAGUAGCCUACACUUUACAUUCACGCAGAAAAAGAAAAACACAUUCCCUAGUAGUCUAAAGUAUAUGGACUAGUCACAGACAUAGCAUGAAAUAAGCUAAUAACUACUGCUGAAACGCCAUUGAUAGUCUAAAUCUGUGGGGAAGCCAAGCAGUAUUGGUUUACGUUCUUAGAAGCAUCACCACUUGGGCAGUGAAACGUGACAACAGCCCUUUUUAACUGGGAUCUCUAUGCUUGGGCAUGCCCAUGACCUUUUUUGUCCCACACUCUGGCCUGGCUAAUAGAAAAGGGUUCUGAAUCUGGAUCCCCCUCCCCGUUACAUUGGGAUUACAUUAUAGGGCACUUAGAGGUCAUCGGGCUUAGAAGACAUAGAAAGUGUCGGCAGAUAGGAACCAUUUUGCCCAUCUAGUCUGACAGCAAUAUUAAAACUAUAUAUUCCAAAGAUGUCUAGUUGGCUUAAAAGAAUCUUUUGCCAUUGGCUUGUUCAUCCUCCUGUUACGGUUAGAUUACUGAGAGGUUUUAUGAAGUUUUUUCGAUCCCAUGUGGUUUCACAUAAUGGCAACAAGCAAAAUAUUUCUAUUACCCUCAUACUUAUAAUCAUCAUUGAGAUAAAGUUAACAGUUGGGAACGAUGGGUCUAACUACACCAUCAGCCUCCUACAUCAUACCUAAUCCCAGGACAAGGUGGAAAAAAAGCAUGAAAAAUUCAUGUCCCUCCCAACUUUUGAAUAAAUAUAUAUAAUGUUUUUUAUGUUUUUUUUUUUUUUUUUUUAAGAAUUGCCAGAGCUCCACCAAUUUAAACAUGCAAUUGUCAAAGGCCUUUUUUUUUUUUUUCUUUGUACAAUGGGAAUGGAUACUGUCCAAAAUUUCUUUUCUUCUGGUAUCCUUUUCUGUUUUUAGGAGGAGGAACAGAAAGUAGAAGACUCUACUGUGAAAGACCCUUAUCAUGCUUGAAGAAGGUGCCUUUACUCUCUGCAAGCACAAUUUUAACUCAUUAUGUUUCUAUUUCCAUUGAGUCUGCAAUUUAAUUCCAGAAUUAGCCAGUUGCUAAAAUUUAUUUUUGGAUGCGCAUUGAUAUGUAAUAAACAAUAACUUUUGUUUGUCCGUUUCACCCCUCCCCAAUAUGUUUUAUUUUUAUUAUUAAUGGCUUAUUAUUGAUUGGUUAUUAUGUUUUAAAUAAAAAGGAUUUUUGGUUUUCAUUACAUUCAGGAAAUAAUGGUUUAUUCAGCACAUUGGAUGGGAGAUUUGGACCAAAUCUUCAAGCUUCCCGAUCAGCUUGCAUGUUAAUGUUGCUAUUAUGGACUGAAAUCUUUUUCUGCAGCAGAUGUAUUGUCUUAACUGUGACACUGCAUUACAAAUGAAAACUACUUGACUAAGGCUCAAACUUGGACAUUGUAUUGUAUUUCUUGUUGAUCAGGUAGUCUGUGUAAUGCGAAUGAAGAUAUCCAGAACAUCGAGACAGCUUUGGAAAAUCUGAGAGAUGCUCAGUUUUGGCAUUUUGUAAAACAACCCAACCAUUCACCCGUUUGUAAAUUUAUUUUUUUUAUAGAUAUGAAAUAAAUAUGU